CUCACCUCUGCUCACCUUGCCUACUUCUCGAAAAUGCCCACUGAUCACACAUACACGCUCUCGAAUAAUAUCGAGAUUUUCUUCACCGACAGUGGCCCUCCGCCAGGUUCAAAUGAUUACACGACUCUUGUCGUCCUUCACGGAACUUGUUUCAACGGAUAUGGCCUAGCGACGCUUCACGACUUUGCUCAUCCACUCAAUUUACGGACUGUUGUCUGGAAUCGACGUAAUUAUCCGGGCUCAACCCGUUACACGGAAUCCGAGCUUGAAGAUCUCAACCAGGGACGGAAGAUUUUUAUGGACAGAAUCGGGGGACAGGUCGGCGAGUUCCUUGAACGGUUCAUUGAGAACGAAAAUAUCCCAAAGGCUACUGGUGACCGUAAAGCAGGAGGUAUCGCUAUCAUGGGGUGGUCUAUGGGUACUGCAUCCGCUCUGGCUAUAUUCUCCGACUCGACGCUGGUAUCUCCUGAAAGUUACUCGAAGCUGGAGCCCUAUGUCAAGGAUUGUGUUCUGUAUGAACCUCCUCAUGUAUCUCUUGGAUACUCGGUGCCUCCGGGCGAAAAACCCUACAUACCAUGGCAAGAUCCUGACCAGAAAACUCCGGAAGACAUAGCCCGAAACUUCGGCCUUUAUGUUAGCUCCUACUUUGACCACAAUGAUGCGAACUCCGCAGACCUUCGCGACAUGGAUACCCAGUCCAAAAUGGGUAGUGAUCCAACGAUAACGAAAUGGACUGCAGAAGAACUUGAGAAAUACAUCAAUCCCGAGUUGUUUGUGACCGUGGAGCUACCCAUGUUCAGCGAGGCUAUGCAGUCGACAUUGAAGGAAUUGUCGGAUCGUGCGUUCUACGAUGAGCGACUUGUUAAGACGCAUUUCCCCAAGUUGAAGCUCACUUUGAUUGUUGCUACAAGAACGAAUUGGCUGUGCCUGUGGGCGCCGAUGAAGACUCAGAAGGAUCACGAUACCCAUGUGGCGGGUGGAGGUGCGGCACGGCCGCUGAAAACUUAUAAAAUUGAGGGUGGAAAUCACUUUCUUCAUAGUGAAAUUCCGAAGACCUUCUUGGAGAAGGUGCACGAGGGGAUAACUCGAGAUGAUUGAUCGUGUAUUUGAAUACGUGAUUCGAGUUGAUUAUGAUUGAGAGAUCGAAUGUGCGCUUUGAUUGUGAUGUUUAGGAUACAUCGGUAGAAAUAAUCAUCUGGCAGUUCGAAAGUUUGGAGAUUGAUACGGAUCAAAUUUAAUGGAAGAUAACGACAGACCAGGUGAAAAUCCCAGAUUCCACCUAAACCAAAUCCCUCAACUGAACAAUUCGGCAGGUAUGAUAGAUCUUUUCUCGCCCGGGCCUCUUUGUUUUGAUUACUGCUCAUACAAGGACCGUUCCAGCGGUAUCUCGUACUAUAUAUCGGCCAACAAAAACGUUACACUUGGAUAAAUCGGGGAUUUGUGAGGUACAGUUAUCAGCCUUUCCGAUCGACCAUAAUGUACGAGUAGAAGUACCUUUCUCUGCCACGCCUUACUAGCUCUACGCCUCAGCAUCAAUUAACACCGUCUUUCCCCCUGAACCGAAAGCUCCUUCCAAUCUGUGGGACAGAGUCGCUCUGAGACUCGGAAGUGACAUGGAAGUAGGGACAGAACCGACGGGAAAUCUUCACCGACUACCUCAUGCGUGUUAUCCUGUCAUGCACAGAGGAGAGAGAGA
Molecule: messenger RNA, 1696 nt
Organism: Marasmius oreades (fairy-ring Marasmius)
Lineage: Eukaryota; Fungi; Basidiomycota; Agaricomycetes; Agaricales; Marasmiaceae
Exons: 5
Coding region: 34-1098 (354 amino acids)
Source: RefSeq, a predicted model, not a curated record